This is a messenger RNA of Carica papaya (papaya), 1288 nucleotides long. Its product is annotated as alanine-tRNA ligase. The record is from RefSeq and is a predicted model, not a curated record. Lineage: Eukaryota; Viridiplantae; Streptophyta; Magnoliopsida; Brassicales; Caricaceae.
UGGCUGGAGUUGGAAAGCAUGGAUUCUUGCAACUAACGGGUUUUGAAGACCUGACAAAUAAGACACGCAUACACUGUCACGCAAAGAACGUACCUGACUGAAGAAACAAAAAUUGCUUUGUAUUUCUAAUGGCGGGGGAAACAGCAUCAUCAGAAGAGAAGCUGAAUGCCUCACCACCACCACCACCACCACCGCCACCACCACCACAAAUAUUUCCAAUUGAUUACCGCACAAAUAUUGAAUCGAAAACCCUAGAAGAUGCCCUUCCCUGGAUUGACCAUGCAGUCCAACAGGCUCUGCUUUACCAGAGGACUUUCAAAGAGACCAUGGAGUCUGCUAUUGAAGCGUGCGGAUCUCGUUUUUCCGAAAUUCGCUCUACUUCUUCGGCUCAUUUCCAACAAAGCAUCGAUUCUAUGCGAGACUUAACAUCUGAGUAUGGUGUUUACGAGCGCAUAGUCUUUGGGAAGGUUAAAGAGGGUAUAAACGUUGCAGUUUCGCACCCAUUGAUUACAGGCGGGGUUGCAUUUGGUUUGAGAUUUCUUUCUUUAAAAAGGACAAGGCGUUUCUUGUACUACAGCACUAUGCAGAUGUUCAUUAGUGAAGAGGCCCUGCUAUCGAAAGCUGAUAUUAAAGUAAAGGAGUUGCGACAAUCAAUUGACCGCCUGAAGGCAGAAAGUGAUAAAUUGGAGAGAAGCGCAUCAGUGGCAGAAGAGGAGUUGGUUAGAGGGAGGAUGAAACUAAGGCAAGCAGGUAAGCAGAUCCAAGGUGCAAUUAACUCUGCUUAUAAGAUUGAAAGACAAGCAGCAGGCUUAAAAGAUAUCAUUGGAGAACUUCCUAGGAGAGAAGCAUCACGAUUUCGGUCACAAGUUUCAAGGCUUGCUUCUGAAGCAACGCGAGAAAGGAAUGCUUUGACCAAGGAAGUCAACAAAAUCAGUAACUAUGGAAUCUCAGUCUGAAAAUCUAUUUCCCCCACUUUGUUGUUGCAUGUGUGCUGGAAUCCGGAGUAGUUUGUGACAAAGAGGAAUGGAGUGUCUUUGAGGGCAUUGUAUAAAUGCCAAGCCGAUGCCGAUGCCAAUGAAGCAGCAGGAACUCAUAGUCACUGCAGUGGCUGUUCUCAUGCUGCUGGCCUUCAUUUGGUUUGGGUAUCUGCAGCCUCAUUUAUGAUUAGUAUGCAUAGGAAUCCGACUUCUUGUAGAAGUUCAAUUCGCAUAUAGAUUUAUAUUUUCAUAGAAAUUUUUGUAUAAAGCAGAAUUAUAGUUGAUUCCAUAAUUGGAAGUUCUUUUUUUUA